UUGUUUUUGAAUCUGCGGAGGUGGCGGCGGCGGCAGCGGCGGCGCGGGGACUGAAGCGCGCGAUACUGAAGCGGCCGCGUUGGGGACGGCUGCGCGGAACGGCUCUGUAGGAAGGAACUUGGUUCCCCCUCCCUCAUCUCCCGCCCCGAAAGGGGAAAAGUGCUAGAAAAAAAUGCAGUGCUGUUCAGACUUUGAGAGAAUUUAUAGAGCCUGGAGUGUUUUGGAGCUGUGAUUAAAGUGCUGCAUCAUUCUCCUGAAGAAGAAAAACGCUUAAACAUGUAUGUGUGUGUACACACACACAGAGACAACACACACAGCUAUAUAUAAAUAAGGACUGUUGCAGAAUUCUCAAGGAAAAUUUGGGAGUAUGAAAUAAAAUCAUGCAUUUCUCAAAUGAGAGUGGGUUCUCAAGGAAUCAAGUGGCAGAAUUGUGUUUCUAAGGAGGGUAGGAAUCAUGAGCAUACAGUGAUUAUAAUAGUUUUGUGAAUGGCAUCUCAAUUCCAGAUGACGGUAUUUAAACUGAUCCUUAGAAAUGUAUUCUUCCAGUAGUACAGCCAUGGAGACAUGUUUGCAGAUUCAAAAUGGAUAGUAUAGAAGAACCUCAGAAAAAAGUCUUCAAGGCUCGAAAAACAAUGAGAGUGAGUGAUCGUCAGCAGCUUGAAGCAGUGUACAAGGUCAAAGAAGAACUGUUGAAAGCUGAUGUCAAGCUGUUAAAUGGCAACCAUGAAAAUGGAGAUUUGGACCCAACUUCACCUUUGGAAAAUAUGGAUUGUAUUAUUGACAAGGAGGAGGUGAAUGGCAUUGAAGAGCUUUGUUUUGACCCUGAAAAAAGUAAAUCAGAAUGGAAAGAAACCUCCUGUACCUUAAAUGUUAAUGUAAAAAAUCAGCAGGAUGAUGACUUAAAGCAUGACUCUUUGUCUCCUAAUAAUAUAGUUCCUGAGCUUGUGUGUAAACUGACUGCUGAACCGUCUUCUGAUGAGCCAGCCUCCGUUGAUCUGGCUAUGGGAGAUCCAGCUGCUGGAGAUUCAGUCCCUGAAGAUCUAACCUCUGAAGUAUUAACCUCUGGUGAUCCCACCUCUGGUGAUCCCACUUCUGGUGAUCCCACUUCUGGUGAUCCCGCCUCUGGCGAUCCCACCUCUGGUGAUCCCACCUCUGGUGAAAUAGUCUCUGGUGAAACAGUCUCCAGUGAAACAUUCUCUGGUGACUUGGUCUCUGCUGAAUCGAUCCCUAGUGAAUCAGUCUCUGGUGAGCCAGUGUCUAGUGAUCCAGCCUCUGAUCAUUCAGUCUCUGGUGAUCUGUCUUCUGGUGAUCCAGCCUCUGGUGAUCUAGCCUCUAGUGAUCCGGCUUCUGGUGAUCAGGCCUCUGGUGAUCCAGCUUCUGGUGAUCUGGCCUCUGAUAAACCUACAUCUGAUGAACUGACUUCUGAAUCAGCCUUUGAUCCUGCCUUUGAACCAAGUUCUAUACCAGGUUGUGAAACUGUCCCUGAAACUGACAUUACAGAGCUUAGUGGCAAUAAAGGUGAUGAUUUUCUUGAAAAAAAUGGAGAUAAUGAAAAAUUAGACCAAAUUUUCUCAUUUGAUGAGAAAAAUAAAGCUGAUGAUGUCAAUGGUGAUGAAGAAACUCUAGAAACAGAUGAUACAGUUGUUUGUUCGGAUCUACCUCCUGAAAAUGAAAAGAAGGUAAAGGGAGAUACUGUCACAGAACCUGCUCUUGGAGAGGAGGCUAUAUCUAGCAGCAUGGAAAUUGACCAAAGUGAAAAGAAUGAAAAUGAAAAUUCUGCAGACCUUGCAGAAACCAUUAGUGAAAAUGUUACAAAAGAUGACAAAAAUGAGGUUAUCUUGGAAAAUACAGAUUCUAUGGAGACAGAUGAAAUUAUUCCUAUUUUGGAAAAGCUUGCACCUGCCGAAGAUGAACUUACUUGCUUUUCUAAAACUUCUCUUCUUCCAGUCGAUGAGACAAAUCCAGAUUUGGAAGAGAAGAUGGAAGGUUCUUUUGGUUCACCAUCUAAACAAGAAAGUAGUGAGAGUUUGCCAAAAGAAGCCUUUUUGGUCCUCUCUGACGAGGAGGAUAUUUCUGGUGAAAAAGAUGAGUCUGAAGCUAUAUCACAAAAUGAAACAUGCUCUCCAGUAGAAGUAGAAACUAGCGAAAAGGACAACAAACCUGAGGAAGAAGAGCAAGUAAUAAAUGAAGAUGAAAGGCCUUCUGAGAAAAGUGAAUUUUCCAGAAGAAAGCGUUCUAAGUCAGAGGACAUGGACAACGUACAGUCCAAACGUCGUCGAUACAUGGAAGAAGAAUAUGAGGCAGAAUUUCAAGUGAAGAUUACAGCCAAGGGAGAUAUUAACCAGAAGCUACAAAAGGUUGUACAGUGGUUGCUAGAAGAAAAAUUGUGUGCACUACAGUGUGCUGUAUUUGAUAAGACUUUGGCAGAAUUGAAAACACGAGUGGAAAAGAUUGAAUGUAACAAGAGACACAAAACAGUUAUUACUGAACUACAGGCCAAGGUAGCAAGGUUAACCAAACGCUUUGGAGCAGCCAAAGAAGAUCUUAAGAAAAGACAAGAAAAUCCACCAAACCCACCUGUAUCACCAGGAAAGUCUAUAGUUGACGUCAACAGCAAUAAUAACAAUGUGCCAUACAGAAAUGCAGGCACAGUGAGACAGAUGCUGGAGUCCAAAAGGAAUGUAAGUGAGAGUGCACCACCAUCCUUUCCAACCCCUGUGAAUACAGUAUCUUCAACCAAUCUUGUCACUCCUGCCACAGUUGUCAGUAGUCAGCCGAAGUUGCAGACUCCAGUGACUUCGGGUUCUUUGACAGCAACGUCAGUCCUUCCUGCACCCAACACAGCUACGGUAGUUGCUACUACUCAGGUGCCUAGUGGAAAUCCCCAACCUACAAUCUCUUUACAGCCUUUACCGGUGAUUUUGCAUGUACCUGUUGCGGUAUCCUCCCAGCCUCAACUCCUACAGAGCCAUCCAGGGACUUUAGUGACCAACCAACCAUCUGGCAACGUUGAGUUCAUUUCUGUACAAAGCCCACCUACUGUGAGUGGUCUUACCAAAAAUCCAGUGUCCUUGCCAGCCUUGCCAAACCCCUCUAAACCAAACAAUGUUCCUUCUGUGGCCAGCCCUAGUAUUCAAAGGAACUCUCCUGCCAGUGCUGCACCAUUAGGAACAACACUUGCUGUCCAGGCUGUCCCCACAGCACACUCUAUUGUCCAAGCCACAAGGACUUCUUUACCUACAGUAGGCCCAUCGGGACUCUAUAGUCCGUCAAAUAACCGAGGUCCUAUACAGAUGAAAAUUCCAAUUUCUGCUUUUAGUACUUCAUCUCCUGCAGAACAGAGCAGCACUACUACCCCAAGAAUUGAAAACCAGACAAACAAAACAAUAGAUGCUUCUGUUAAUAAGAAAGCAGCUGAUAGCACAUCACAGAGUGGAAAAGCCACAGGCAGUGAUUCAGGUGGUGUCAUUGACCUCACAAUGGAUGAUGAAGAGAGUGGAGCUUCACAAGAGCCGAAAAAGCUAAAUCAUACUCCUGUGUCAACCAUGGGUUCUUCUCAGCCUGUGUCUCGACCUUUGCAACCCAUCCAGCCAGCACCACCUCUUCAACCAUCUGGGGUGCCAACAAGUGGACCAUCACAGACAACCAUACAUUUACUACCUACAGCUCCAACCACCGUGAAUGUAACACAUCGUCCAGUAACUCAGGUGACUACAAGACUCCCUGUACCGAGAGCGCCUGCAAACCACCAAGUGGUUUAUACAACUCUCCCAGCACCACCCGCUCAGGCUCCCCUGCGAGGAACUGUUAUGCAGGCUCCUGCUGUUCGGCAGGUCAAUCCCCAAAAUAGUGUCACAGUUCGAGUGCCUCAAGCAACAACAUAUGUUGUCAACAACGGACUAACCCUGGGAUCAACAGGACCUCAGCUCACAGUGCAUCACCGACCACCGCAAGUGCAUACUGAGCCCCCCCGCCCUGUGCACCCAGCACCCUUACCGGAAGCCCCACAGCCACAGCGUCUGCCCCCAGAAGCUGCCAGCACAUCUCUGCCUCAGAAGCCACACUUGAAGUUAGCACGCGUUCAGAGUCAAAACGGCAUUGUGCUGUCAUGGAGUGUCCUGGAGGUCGAUCGGAGCUGUGCCACUGUGGACAGCUAUCACCUCUAUGCGUACCACGAGGAACCCAGUGCCACUGUGCCCUCACAAUGGAAAAAGAUUGGAGAAGUGAAAGCACUUCCCUUGCCCAUGGCAUGCACUCUCACCCAGUUUGUAUCUGGCAGCAAAUACUACUUUGCAGUACGAGCCAAGGAUAUUUAUGGACGUUUUGGACCUUUCUGUGACCCUCAAUCAACAGAUGUGAUCUCCUCUUCCCAGAGCAGUUAAACCUUGGAGCCUCUAUCUCUUCCUCUUUCCAAGUUCCGCUUUUUGGUCUUGUUUUAAUCUUGUGCAUGAUACCCAUUGUAAAAUCCACACUGUGCAAGAUUUCUUGGACAGCCGUGUAUAUACACUACAUUUGUUUAUAAUCAGAAGUAAAAUAAACAGCCCGUAAAGCAAGAAUCUUUUCCUGGACAAUUGAAGCUUCAAGGUUUUGAAAUGUAAAUGUGCACCUUGCUUUAGAUUUAAGGCUGGGGAAUAUGUGUGGGUGUUUAUGUGUUUUUCCCUAUUUAUAUGUUUACUGCGGUGGAAUCUCCCAUUUUCAUUCUAAUUUUACCUCUCUUCAAUUAUAAAGUAAAUAGAUCAAGGGAUCAGAAGUAUGGUCUGUAACUGGCAUGAUUCUACUUCUAAGGGAUCUCCAGGUUCAUGGUUAAAUGAUUUUAACUGAAUCUAAACAAAACCCAAAGAAAGAAAAAGCAAAAUGGUUAAAUAGUUUAAAAUAGGUUAACUUGAACACAGGAAAGGAUCUGUUUGUCUUUUUUCUUCUCUUGUUGUUAAUUAGGUGAAAAAGAUCUGCAGUGGCCCCUCUCUUUCCUAAUCUGGCUCUUAAAUUUAUUUUGUGCCUUAGAGAUUAACUACAAAAAUAAACACGAUCAUUGUCCAUUGCUGAUCUUCUCGUCCAGCCCUCUGCCCUUCGUCUCUCCCUCGUCUCCACUAAACACAGCUCACUCCCCUCAAGUCAGUUUAAACCAAGGCUUCCAGGUACAUUCUUAUCAGUGGCUUCACUACGAAUAACUCCCCAGACUUGACUUGCUCUUUGCCUCUAGGAAUGUAAGUGCUUUUAUCUUUGGUCACUAUUUAAAUUAACUCUGUAAAAUGGACCAAGACCAUAUAAUGUAAGAAAAUUGUUCUUCAAACAUAUUUUAGAAUUUAUGUUGCAUACUGUGUUAGAGAUUAUGAAAGCAAUGUUAGUUCUCUUUAUCACUCAAAGCAUAGUAUUCUUUCAGAUCUAGUAAAGGGUAAAUAUCAAGUACAGUGAACUAAAAUAUCAAAGGGAAAGCUUUAUUUCCUUGUUGUCAUAUCAUUUUUCUGUUUUAACCUUUUACCUUUGUUUUGAUGGUGCCAAGUUUUUCCUGAUUUACCUUCUGUCAGCUUUGGCUAGGGUUUGGGGUUAUUUUAUUUAACAAUUAGGCAUAACUUUCUGUGUGUCUCUGUUCCUGUUCAAAAAUAUUCAAAUUCAUUUUAGGUCCUGGACUUUGAGUAUGAGUGCCAGCUCUACUGGUAUCAGGUAGGUGUUCGAGGGUAGAUAGUUUAGGGCAGGAGAAAUGGGGUAAGUGUGGAGACGAGGGAGAAUGAUUGGAAAUAAUCUGAAAGGAAUUGGUGGACUUUGUGGAAUAGUUUUUCAAGUCAUCUUCCCUUACCUUAUUUAAAUUCCUACUGUCUCAAAAUAAAUUCGUCUUUAGUUUUUCCUGGAAUUACAGGAAGGAGCUAUUCCUUCUGUUAAUGCUGCUUUGUUUGCAACUUUGAUGGCUUGUAAUGGGAAGCAUUCUAGUUGUAAAACUCUCAUUAGAGACUUUCACCGGUCAGUAUCCUGUCACACUAGGCGUGACGUUUGAUGCUGAAGGAAGCCUACAGAUUGCCAAAAUGUAAAUGUUCCAAAACCUUCCUUUCACUUUCAGAAAAUGAGGCCACAGUGAGAAUUAAAGUUUUCAUCAAUCAAAUUUGCCAACCAUGUAGAUGUUACUCAUUCUAGGACUGAUGAUGGUAAAGAAGUUGCCAAUGUCAUGCCAAUGAAAAUUCUGAAAGAGAAUUUGAUGAUCUUCUAGAUGUGUGUGAACACCUAUCUAUGUCUGCAGGUACAUAUGGUUUUACCUGCAAUGGUUGCAUUGUUGACUAUGUGAUCAAGACCAUUCCUCCUGCAGAAAGGAAGGCCCAUGUUCAAAAUUGUUCUUUAUUGGCCGGUUUUAUGGUCAUGUGAUGACAAUUUGCCCUAGCCUAGAAAAGCUUCCCUUGGUGAAUGUUUUUAUUUAUAUUCACUAAUUUUUUUAAAGCUUUCAUAGCAUUAUGUAAUCAGGUGAAGAAAGCCCAGUAGAAUGAAAAUAUUUUAGCCUAUAUUGUGUAUUUUCUGUCAAAGAAAAAAAUAAUAAAUUACCAAAUAGUAAUGCUAAAAACACUUUACUGCAGCAAAAUAAAACUUUUUAGUCCAGAAGGUGGAAGGAAGGUACAAAGAGAGACAGUAAUUAUUUGAAGAAAGCAUAUAUUGUGAGAUGCUUUCCUCAAAUUCGCGUGCCAUGGGAUUUGUAGGCAACAUCUAUAUUGAAUUUACUGAAAAAUGCUAGGCUUAGCACUGUCAGCUUUUAUUGUGGGCAGGUUUUAAUGUUGAUGAGCUUUUUGUUUGGCUCAUUUCUUUUGGGAGAGAGAAUGGAAGACUCAACUAGAAAUAGCUACUGAUUACAGACUAUAUUGUAGCAAUUUACACUCCAUGGUACCUUUUUUAUUUCAUGGUACCUUUUCACAAAGUAUUACAAAUGAGUUUGAUUAUCCCAUUUUGAGAAUGCAAGUUUGCUACAUUUUUAGCUGGGCAAUGUUUGUCUAAGCAUUGCCUUAUUGGAAAUCCUGAAAACUUCUGAUCUAUUGACCUGAAAUGUAGGGUGUUAUAUGGCAUUUAAAAAGUAACAGUGAUGUUUGUUACUCUCUGUUUUGCACCUCGUCGGAGUAAUUUUCACCCUGUUUUAAGUGUAAACCUCUUUUAAAAAUUAUGUUCUUGCCAGUAAAUUUAUAAAUUACAAAGACAACAUCUGUUGUUAAUUGUUAACUUUAUGCGGUAACUAUAUCCCUAUUUGUUUAGACUCACUUUAAAAUAUGCACAAUACUGUUUAACACAGUAGAUGUUUAUGAGAGAAGUGAGGACGUACAGCUUUCUUCCUUGACAAGUAUUUGUUGGGAUGCCAUUUGCCUCACAGAGAGUGUGCCCCGCUCUCCCUACCCCCAUUGCUGGAUAAUAAACGGAAGAUUUAAAUGAAAAACGUGACCUAAAGCAAGGAGCUUAUAAUCUUUGGUACAUCUGUCUGCAAAUCCCUCAGGCAGGCUUUCCUAUACAGUUCUCUUACUGUAUUGGAAAAGUGUUAACUUAGUUUUUGUCAUUUGCUCUUUUGCUUACAUCUUCCAAAUUAUCAUUUAUGCAGCAAGGUGAAUGCUAAUGUUGCAUGAUAUGCAUUUAUCUUGUUCCACAAAUUUUCCAGUACUGUACAAGAUUAACAAAAUAAUGCCUGUGGUAUCUUCUCUUACUUUGAUAUACUGUGAUUUUAGCACAGUAGAGUACUGAAAAGACCUUCCAAGUGUUUUCUCCCAACUUUCCUUCUUGAGCUAUUUCAGUAUCGUUUGAUUUAUUUGUUAUUUUAAUUUCAUCAUUAAUCGGUCAUUGGCCUGUUUUAUUCUAAUUUCCAGAAAAAAACCAUGUCGCAAAUCUGGAUUGUUGGCAAUAACUCUAUCUAAAAUCAAUGUGUUGAUUCUGCCUUCCUUACUAUUUACUGGGUGAGUGACGCCUCUCUCCCACUCUUUAAAAUUUUUGGACAAACAAAAAGACAGUCUCGAGGUGUUUCGUUAGUGUGACAGACUUAGAUCUAAUUCCUAAAAUUCCCUUGAGGCAGCCAGUGGGGAGGAAGGAUGAUAAAACACGUUUUGUCUUUUCUUCUUCAAAUAGUUUUAUCAUGCUACAUAAUUUUUUUUUAAUUUGUAGUCAGCUAAGUACCCAUCAUUUAUGUUUAAAUGCCAUGGUGAGGGUUGUUUCUGUUUUUGUUUUUUAGUUUUUGUACAUAAGGUAACUGGGCAAUCAAACACCUUUUGGGGAUCCUUGCUUUAUUAUUUUCUCAGCCAUUUCAAAAUUAAAUAUAAAAAUAAAUCUUUUGUAGGAAACUUGCAUCCUGAUUUUUCUUUAUUGCAGUUGAAAGUGUAAAUAGUAAGACAAUGUAAGACCUUCCUAAUGUCUAAUAUAAACUGGGCUAUAGCAGGUUGCCCUAUUUUUAUUAGGUUUUGAAGGUUUUUGUGGGGUUUUUUUUCUUUUUUAAGUGUAGAGUGGUGUCUGUGUAAGUGUUAACUGUAGUGGGAUUUUGUCCAGCAAGCCUGACAUUUAUACUUUGAAAUAAACUACUGGGUUUUUAACA
Suricata suricatta (meerkat) is the source of this 8536-nucleotide messenger RNA. RefSeq names its product activating transcription factor 7 interacting protein (gene ATF7IP). The record is from RefSeq and is a predicted model, not a curated record. The transcript has 18 exons. Lineage: Eukaryota; Metazoa; Chordata; Mammalia; Carnivora; Herpestidae. Gene Ontology annotation, molecular function: transcription coregulator activity; protein binding. Bases 582 to 4382 code for a protein of 1266 amino acids. Gene Ontology annotation, cellular component: nucleus; transcription regulator complex. Gene Ontology annotation, biological process: regulation of DNA-templated transcription.